UUCGCAAUGUCAGUACUAUUUAGUUCAUUGAGCGAACUGCGCACAGAAACUAGACUGGAAAAUGACGAGGAUACUUUGCUUAUUUGGGUGCCUAGCAGUUCUAUAUCUUAUAACACCCACGAUUGCCGAUGUGGAUGGAACUGUGUCGCCAAUCAUUGGCAUCCUGGCACAGGAAGUGCAUUCCGAUAGCAAAAUCGCCCUGCAAUAUAAUGCUACCAGCUAUAUUGCCGCCUCAUAUGUGAAAUUUGUGGAGGGUGCGGGUGGCAGAGUGGUUCCCAUUUGGAUCGGUCGUAAUCAGAGCUACUAUGAGAAGCUGUUGCAGAACAUCAAUGGUGUACUGUUGCCUGGUGGUGCAACCUGGUUCAAUCAGACUAAUGGCUAUGGCGAUGCUGGCGGGCACCUGAUCAGGAUUGCCAAGCAGAUCAACGAUAAUGGCACCUUCUUCCCAGUGUGGGGCACAUGCCUCGGCAUGGAACUGCUCGUUUUUAAAAUGGCCAAUGGCAUUGAGACGCGCAGUGACUGCGAAUCCUUGGGAGAAGCACUGCCCCUGGAAUUCAAACAGGAUUACAAACAGAGUCGCCUCUUUGAAGGUGCAAGCGAUGAGGUUAUAACAGCACUGACUAAUGAAAAUAUCACCUACAACUAUCAUCGUUAUUGCUAUACGGAGAAGAGCUUUGAUGGACCACCACUGAACAACUCCUGGCGCAUAAUGUCCCUGAACCACGAUAUACAUGGCGCUGAGUUCGUCUCCUCCAUUGAGCAUCUAAAAUAUCCGUUUUAUGGCGUCCAAUUUCAUCCUGAGAAACCUCUUUAUGAAUUCGUUAGUGCCAAAAUUCCACAUACCGACUCGGCGGUGAAGAGUUCCCAGUAUUUUGCCGAUUUCUUUAUCAGCCAGGCGCGUCAGAAUCCUCACAAAUUCGUCAAUAGCACAGAACAGCUGAGAUCAUUAAUAUACAACUAUAAUCCAAAAUAUACAAUGCUUAUGGGUUCCGGUUAUGUUCAGCAAUAUCUCUUCAACUUGGAAGCUGGCGAUGGCUAUGGCGGCGAUGAUGAUAGUCCCUAUCCCCAGCCCUAUCCUUAUCCUCCUAAGGGCGGCGGCGCUGCAACACAGACUAUCGAACUCGUCACCGUUGCGGCAUGCGCUUUUUCUGCGCUCUGUGCCACAAAGAAAAAUUAAUAGUGAGCAAUCACAGUUUAUUUAAAAAUCUUUUUUUUUUGUUUUUUUUUGUGUUUAUUUAUCAAUAAAUAUGGCUAUAACU
Molecule: messenger RNA, 1259 nt
Organism: Drosophila innubila
Lineage: Eukaryota; Metazoa; Arthropoda; Insecta; Diptera; Drosophilidae
Gene: l(3)72Dp
Product: gamma-glutamyl hydrolase
Exons: 4
Coding region: 62-1177 (371 amino acids)
Biological process (GO): tetrahydrofolylpolyglutamate metabolic process
Cellular component (GO): vacuole
Molecular function (GO): gamma-glutamyl-peptidase activity
Source: RefSeq, a predicted model, not a curated record